AGAGCCCCCCUCGCCAACCGUCGUCUCCGGGACCGGCAUCUUCCACACGCCGCCGCCGUCGCAAACCGGAGAGCGAGACCGACUGCGCGCGCAGCACCACCGCCGCCGCGAUUUUCGAUUGCUGUUGGACAAUCAGAUGAGCAAGAUGGUGGCGAUCAGGGUUCCCAGGAACAUGCGAGCCAAGCGCGAACUCCUCAAGCACGCGCCCAAGCUUGUUGAGAAUGGCAAGAAGAUGCUUAUUCUACAUGGUACAAAGACUAGCACAGUUUUGAACGAUGUGCUCGCAGAUCUUUUUCACCUGAAGCGUGAUCAUGCUGUGAAGUACACCAAGAAGAACGACAACAUCAGGCCAUUUGAGAGCGGGGGUGAAACUUCCCUGGAGUUCUUCUCCCUUAAAUCUGACUGCAGCCUCUUAGUGUAUGGUUCUCAUUCAAAGAAGAGGCCCAACAAUCUUGUUUUGGGAAGGACUUACGAUCACCACAUAUACGACCUUGUUGAAGUAGGAGUUGAGAACUACAAAUCCAUAGAAUCCUAUGCAUAUGAUAAAAAGUUGGCGCCUAAACUUGGGACCAGGCCUUUCUUUGCCUUCAUUGGGGAGCACUUUGAGAGUGUCGAUGAGCUGAAGCAUUUGAAGGAAAUGCUCCUUGAUCAUUUCAAAGGAGAGGUGGUAGAGAACCUGAACCUCGCUGGUGUAGAUCGGAUAUUCGUGUGCACAGCAAUUUCCCCUACUACUGUCUACAUGAUGCACUGUGCUCUCCGUCUAAAAAGGUCAGGCACAUCUAUUCCUAGGAUGGAGCUGGUUGAAGUCGGUCCUUCAAUGGACCUGGUAGUUAGGCGGCACCAACGUCCAUCUGAAAGUUUACAGAAGGAAGCUAUGAAGGCUCCUGGUCAUGCUAAGAAGGUGAAAAAUGUGACGAAUAAUCCAAUUGAUGGCAAGGAGGGCAGGAUCUACAUUCCAGACCAGGAGGUUUCGAAAUUGACCUUAACAAGCGACAUAAAGGGCCUGAAGCGGGAGCGCCGUGAAGCCAAGAAAAACAAGGAGAAUUCGAAGAAGCAAAAGGUCAACCCCGAGUGAAUAACGCAGAAGGCUAUUCAUUCUUGGUAACUGGUCAUUUUUAAGGAUUUUUGGUGCACCUGACGAUCGCAGCGGCUGUGUUAAGCCAACUGGAGACCAACUUGUUAGGUUGAGCUGUAAAUAGUGUGGUACCGUCUUUUUAGGCCGUAAAACCUGUCUACGGACUUCUGCAUCUGUGUUGAGGCAGCUUAUCUAUCAGACAUUAUUAGUGCGAAAUUUUUGGAGCAACGUGUGUUACGAGUAUUUUGUUUUAGUAUUGUUGUUAGUCCUUGAUAUUAGCUGAUCUGAGAUGAUUGUUGAAAUGACAUGGUUUAAGUCUGGUUACCAUGGCCAUUUUCUUUUCUGAA
Molecule: messenger RNA, 1422 nt
Organism: Triticum dicoccoides
Lineage: Eukaryota; Viridiplantae; Streptophyta; Magnoliopsida; Poales; Poaceae
Product: ribosome production factor 2 homolog
Exons: 7
Coding region: 137-1075 (312 amino acids)
Biological process (GO): maturation of LSU-rRNA from tricistronic rRNA transcript (SSU-rRNA, 5.8S rRNA, LSU-rRNA); ribosomal large subunit assembly
Cellular component (GO): nucleolus
Molecular function (GO): rRNA binding
Source: RefSeq, a predicted model, not a curated record